This is a messenger RNA of Phasianus colchicus (ring-necked pheasant), 6071 nucleotides long. NCBI's taxonomy places the organism in Eukaryota, Metazoa, Chordata, Aves, Galliformes, Phasianidae. The record is from RefSeq and is a predicted model, not a curated record.
AUCUGCAAAAGUCGUGGUGUGAAGGUGGGAAGACAAGAAAUAUCAGGGACUUCCAGAGACCCUCGUGUGCAGUGGUGUCUAUACGGCAAACCCAUCACAGCAGGGGCUGCAGGGGGAAGGUGUCCCUUCACAGCCCUUGGCAGAGAUGGGUGGGAUUCACAGAUUGGUUCCUCUCUGCCACUCAGCACCUGGGAUUUGAUUUGAUGGCCCAGAGUGGGUUUGCUUUACAGAGGAUGGCAGUGCUGAGCCUGAGGUGUGGAAGGAGCAAAGCAAGCAGCUGCUGCCCCAGACAGCAGGGAUGCUGCAGGAGGUGCUGAGCUGGUGAGGAGCAGCUGAGCUGGAGCUGAGGAAUCGCCUCUGGCCUACAGUGCUUCUCUGCUCUGACCAUGGAGGCUGUGCCUGGCAGGCUCUCUCUGCCUUCCUUUUUUUCUCUUUUUGUUCAGCCCUUUGUGCUUACACUCGGGAUUUGUGACCCCAGCCUUUUCCUAGCAGGACCCCUCCUCAUGGGCACAAAGCACUGUGGCCUUUCCAUCCCAAUAGAGCACUCUGGGGAGGUCAGCCAUUCAUGCUGUGCAUCCCAGCUCUGGCUCACAUGACAGCGAGUCAGUGGGAGGUCAGGGGGUGCUCACCAGACAGCAGCAACAUCCUGCAAAGGGAAAGCACCUCCUGCUAGAAGGGAAGUGGCACAGCAAGGGAGAAAGCACAAUUCCAAAGGAGAAGUCCCAGACAUGAGCCCAGCUGCUGCCCUGCAGUGCAUCCAGGCAGACCCACAGCGGCUCCUCUGCAGCUGAGAGCUGCAUGCAGGCAACCUGCAGUACCAGGCUGUGAGGUUUCCAGGGCCCUGCUGGCUGGGAAGCUGGCUGUGCUGUGUUUAGGAGGAGUUAACAGCAAGCAAAAAAAGAAAAAAAAUCCGGAAAUAAGUAUCAUUCCUUGCCAUCCCUUUUGUCCCUUACUAAUGUCAUCACUGCCUGAUUCCCACUAGCCUACAUUUCCUGCUUAUGGGGACAAGUUUUUAUCUGCUGAGAAAAUAAGCGUGUGCUUGCUUUGCAAACAAAUGGCUCUCCUUGAGCAGCUGAAGGUGAAACUCCCUUGCACCAAGCUGCUCUGUGCUCCCCGAGGAGCAGCUGUUUCAGGGCUGACCGCAGCAGUAGUGGGGUACUUGACCAGUGAGAUCCCACUCCAAGAGCACCCAGGGUGGGGACCAGAGCCAGUCAGUGGGGGUGGCCACUCCAUCCUCCCCCAACAGCUGUGAGCUGUGAAUGGCACCAAAACUGCCUUUGUUCCCCUCCCCAGUGGGCAGGACGAAGGCCAGAGGGUAUAAAGGGAGCUGAGGCCCUGCUCCCAGCCCCAUCCCCAGCCAUGGGCCGAUUCACUGUGCCCACUGCUGCAGUGCUGCUCUGCCAGCUGGGGCUCGCCAUGGCCAUCCAGUGGCUAGCACUGGCAGAGAACGGCAGCGGAGCGUCCUGGGACAGAAUCCACCACUGCCGGCUCCUGGCUGGACUCGUGCCCGACCAGGUCCAGAUAUGCCGCAGGAACCUGGAGGUCAUGAACAGCAUUGUUCAGGCUGCCAGCGAGAUCAAGAGCAUCUGCCAGAAGACCUUUUCAGGCAUGAGGUGGAACUGCUCCUCCAUCCAGCGUGCCCCCAGCUUCGGUCCUGACCUGCUGAAAGGGACCAGGGAAUCUGCCUUUGUCCAUGCGCUCUCUGCCGCUGCCAUUGCACACUCCAUUGCCCAAGCCUGUGCCUCAGGGUCACUCCCGCUCUGCUCCUGCGGCUCCGUCCCCUCCGAACUCCCCGGACCGGACUUCAGAUGGGGUGGCUGCGGGGACAACCUGCACUACGGCCUCCAGCUGGGUGCUGCUUUUGCUGACAGCCCCCUAAAAUCCAACAAGCUGGGAUCGCAGGCUCUCAGGGCCAUGAAUUGGCAUAACAACGUGGCAGGAAGGCAGGUGCUGAGUGAGUCCCUGGAUACCAAGUGCAAAUGCCACGGUGUUUCAGGCUCCUGUUCGGUGAAGACGUGUUGGAAGGCACUGCUGAGUCUGGGUGAAAUUGCCUCCGAGCUCAAAUCCAAGUACCUGGCAGCCAUCAGGGUGAGCCACCGCCUCGUGGGGCACAGGAAGCAGCUGAAGCCCACAGAAACAGACAUCAGGGUGAUGAGAGACACGGACCUGGUUUAUCUGAUCAACUCCCCCGACUACUGCACGCCCAAUGUCCACCUGGGGUCUGUGGGGACACAGGAUAGGCAGUGCAACAAGACAUCUGCAGGCAGUGAUGGCUGCAACCUGCUGUGCUGUGGCCGUGGCUACAACGCUUACAUGGAGGAGGUGGUGGAGAGGUGUCACUGCAAGUACCGCUGGUGCUGCUACGUGGUGUGCAAGAGAUGCCGGCGGCUGGUGGAGAGGUACGUCUGUAAAUAGUGUGGGGCAUCACAGCAGGCAGCAGGACUUGUGUUGAGUCUUCCAGUGUGCAGCCGCAGAACGGGCACCAUCUGCAAACAGUGCUCUGAAGGGGAUUAUGCUGUAAGCCUGGACUCUGGAACUACAACAGAGGACCUCAAACUGGGUGAUGAUGGGAAGCCUCAAACUAGAGGACGACCUCUGUCCUGUCUCACCAGAGUGAGACAAAGGGCUGCCCUCCCGCAGUGGAUCAGCAUCUGGCCCUCUGUCUCCAGCUGGGGACAACCAUUUAUCACCCGGCCCUGUUCUCCAGGGGUGAACGAGGACUCUGCACUGCCAUUGUCCUUUUGCAGGAGGCUUUUGACAGUGGCCUGAAAGCCAGGAGUGAUGGAUGAGAAGAUGGGUAAAGAGUUCUACGGGGGGAAGGCUGCAGGAAAGAAAACUGCUGAGGUUGAGGGGGUCCUGGUAGACCCUCUGGAGCCAGAUUUCUGCUGUGGGUUCACCCAACACCACUGAAUGUUCCUCCUCACGGGCAAAUGCUUCCAGAGCUCUUUGCAGCAUCUGUAAUAAAGAGCAAAGGCAGAGUCAGUUAUGGCUCCAGGAAACAGAACUCAUCUCUUUCCUCCACGACCCGCAUGGAGGUGGCUGCAGGUCUCACAGUUAGAAGACUUCAGCUGUGGCUGAUGGAAGUUGCUCCUUCCACCCCCUGACCCCAGGUGUGCUGGCACUGGCCUGGGGGGAGGACAGGAUUCCAGAGUCCUGAAGAAAUAAGCAUGACUCUUUAGACUCAAUGUAAGUGGGAUUCCGGUGUGUAUUGCUUAAAUAAAUGUACCAUACCAUGCCUCUGUGACAGACCUGCGUGUCACCUCCUCCCAAAGCCACCUUGGCAUUCAGCUGGCCCCAGAGAGAACAAGGCUGGAAGGAAAGUGUGAAGCACAGUGCAUAAGGUUCUGGUAGCUGGAAACAGAGGCAGCUGGGGCUCAUUUUCUGAUCUGUGUGUAUUGGGUUGGAACACAGUGUGUAUCAUAGAUAGGGUCCUGAUUCAGCUCAUCCUUCCCUCAGUUGCCAUGACUGCUUUUAGCAGGAGAGUUGGAGAAGCACUUGCAUAGAAUGAGAUUCCAGUUUGCGCAGCCUUUGGAGAGAAGGGAUGAACUUAAAUGUGUGUGUGCCGAGGAGAACCCACAGCACGAGGAGUGCAGGUAGAUGUGCCCGAGAUCCCAGGAUGGCUUCCUGCAGCUCCACCACAACCUAGAGGCUCUGGCAGCCUUGCGUGCGCCUUGUGUAAUUUGUGGUUUGCACUGAACGGAGCUGGUUGUGCUCAGCCCUGAGUCCAGCUGUAAGAUUACUCAUUUCCAUAUUCAUUCAAUCAUUUUUAACAGCCUCAGCUGGGUCACAGAAUCAAUUCACAAGCUUUUGUUGUAAACUAUCCCCUCCAUUUAAUGUGCUCCAGGUUUCUCUAUUAACAAUGAGUAAGAGCUGAGAGUCCAAGGUGGCUCAAAACAAGGCUGGGAGCUGGAAGCCCAAAUCCUCAGGGGUGAAGCACAUGCUCACAUGGCUAACCAAGUGAGUUAACCAUCAUUAUCAGUUGUUAAUGCAGCAUUGACUCGGUCUGGCUGCUGACAUACAGCUUUCCCAGAGCUACAGGAAGGCCACAGCUGGGAGGCUUCCGCUGCAGCUGCGAGGGCAGAGGAGCUAUCUCCAGUUUGUCUUUUAAAAUGCAAUUAGGAGUUAGUCACCAGCAUUCCUCAGAAAGGGAGGCUUCAGCUGCAACCCAGGGCCAGGCCGAGUACGGAGGUGAUGCAGGUACUUAAUUAGGAGGACUGCUUAAAUACCUUCCCCAUAACCACACCCACACUGCAAGAUCACAGGGAGGUGAAACUGGGAGGGGCUGUGAACUCCUCAGAGCAUUGCAAAACGAGCCGGGCAGAAGAAAAGAGGGGAAGGAUACUGAGAAGGGAGAGAUUCCACCAGGAGGGUGGGAAAUGUGAUUUGCAUUUGGUAACUGCAAACACACAUUGCCUGGGGUGGAGGAGAGGAGCCACAAUAGCUAGGAGCGCCCUGGGGAGAUGUCCUGAUUCCCCUCCUAGAGAGGUCCUGUUUGAAUUUCCGCCUGGGAAAAGGCAGGGUGAAGGGUGGAAUAUGCAGAGCCCUCUCCUCCUCUUGCUGCUUGCAUUCUCGCUGCAGGCCCAGCAGGGAAGGGCUGGAGGGGCGGUCAGCAGUGGGAUGCUGGGCUCCAUCUGUCUCCUGCAGGAGAUGGGGAAGUGCUGUAAUUAGCUGAAGGGUGCAAAGGGGUCAGGCUGGCAGGAGGGGCUGCGGUGGGGUGGUGGCAGUUCACUGACAAUGUUUAGAAUGGGAAGUGCUGCAGUCUGAGUUUGCAGCUGGAAUUUCCAGUCUUGUGAGAUUUGCUAGGCUGGAGGAGGCUCCUCAGGACUGGGAGCCAGAGCAAAAUCCAGCAAAGGACCCAGAGGGAAUAAACUAUCUGCUUGGCUCCAAGGUCUGCUGGGUGUAUCUUCUCUCUCUAACCCUGCCAAGGCAGGAAAGCCAGCAGAAAGCUGAUAAGGGCACACAGAGCCCUGUUUCCCCAGGCCAGCGCAGGCACCCUCCAAGGUAAAAGAUAGGAAACCUUGGUCCCUGACAUCACCCUCAGGUGGCUUCCAGCACCCAUCAGUGAGAUGCUGCCAGAGAAAUCGGUGCAGGAGGGCUUUACCUUAGCUGCCUACAAUUUCACUGCCAUCACAAACUCCUCAAGAUGUGGAAGGUGCCACUUCAUGACCUGAAUUAUAUGGACAACAGUGGCAGCAGUGUCCCUGAUGCUCUGUAAGGAUUAUGGCUUUGCAGCCCUUCAGACACAUCCUGCCUUAUUUCUUCUGCCCCAUUUUCACAAUCAGUCCUCUCCACACUGUGGCAGGCUGCUGUCAUUACCCUCUGCUUCACAAACCCUCAUUGGGCUCAACGCUAAUGUGACAGAUCUACCUCUUUGACUCCUCUGUCAUUACCCAUUUUCCACAUGUCUUGUGGCUUUUUGUUUAUCUCUGUUUGUCUCUGGAAAUGAGACUCCCGGAGCUGAAUGGUCAUGGCAGAAGCUCUUCACUUUGCAGUGCUGUGAACUGACAUGGGAGAGAUGGCUCUGAAUGUAGCUCGUGCACAGAAGAAAACCAUCCCUCUGCAUGCAAUUUGAUGAGAAUCAGGCAAAGGGUUUGCUCUGAAAAGCCUCCUCUCUGUUAUUGCUUGGCUUUUGUGUUUGAAAAGAGUAAAACAGGUGUGCACACGACUGUUCCCUGCUGGUUAAGGAUGCUGCUUAACUAAUUCUAGGCAGACAAUCCAGGCAAGGGCAACAAGCUUUUGGUAAAUAAGUAAAAUCUAUGGGAAAGAAUGGCACUGCCUUCAAGGAUGCUUUGGGAUAUUCCUUCCCUACAGCCCCAGAAUGCAACUCUGAGGGGGGAGUGUUUGAAGACCUCCAUCUGCACCAGCACAGCUCCUUCCUUCUGCUGGCCCCAUGGAUGGCUGAGCCAGAACAAGGGGAAGGCAGAACUGAGGUCACUGGGGCUCAGCUGUUGAUCAAUGCCUGUUCUGUUGUAAGGUUCUGGGGAAUGUUACCUUGACCUUUGGUGUUUACAGUAUCACACCACCAGAUACAAACAUGAGCAAAGACUUGUAUUUAAGGAAAAACCCUUGCC